Molecule: messenger RNA, 221 nt
Organism: Nematocida parisii ERTm1
Lineage: Eukaryota; Fungi; Microsporidia
Exons: 1
Coding region: 27-221 (64 amino acids)
Source: RefSeq, a predicted model, not a curated record
UAGAGAGUGUAAUACACCUUAGAAAUAUGAAAGUUGUAAUAUCUCCUGUCUUUCUAUACUCUGUCUAUACUCUUCCUGUCUGCCAUGUAUGUCCCUUUGUUUUCCAUUCUCACACUAUUCGGGUUAUAUUUGUUAUUUCUGAUUUAUGCUCACAUAUCUACCCUUCCUCUCGCUCUAUUCUCUUGAUUAGUGUGAUUAUUUCCCUUUCUUGUUAUUUUUGA